Molecule: messenger RNA, 1002 nt
Organism: Olea europaea var. sylvestris
Lineage: Eukaryota; Viridiplantae; Streptophyta; Magnoliopsida; Lamiales; Oleaceae
Product: berberine bridge enzyme-like 13
Exons: 2
Coding region: 1-1002 (333 amino acids)
Molecular function (GO): FAD binding
Source: RefSeq, a predicted model, not a curated record
AUGGGAUCCUCAAAUUCUCUUAUUCUUACAUUAUUCUUAAUUCUAGUAUCAAAUUCAUGGGCUGACACUUCACAAUCAAUUCAAGAAAAAUUCUAUACGUGCAUUUCUCUCAAUUCCGAACUUUCUGUCCCGUUUUCAACAGCUUUCUAUGCCCCUGACAAUGCUUCAUAUAGUCCCAUCCUGGAAUCUUCUGCGAUGAAUUUAAGGUAUCUGAUGCCUUCUGUGCAGAAACCUCAGCUGAUCUUCAACCCAUUAACAGAAAAUCAUGUUCAGACCGCUGUUCAAUGCGUAAAAGAGGUUGGGAUUCAGCUUAGAGUCCGAAGUGGAGGCCAUGAUUAUGAAGGCCUCUCGUACAUGUCACAAAUGGAACAACCUUUUCUCCUUGUAGACCUAUCGAGACUCCGGAAUGUCCAUGUAGAUAUACAGGACAACAGCGCGUGGGUGCAAGCUGGUGCUACUGUUGGUGAGUUUUAUUACAGAAUUUCACAGAAAAGUAAAAAUCAUGGAUUCCCAGCAGGACUUUGCACCAGCUUAGGAAUUGGAGGGCACAUAACUGGAGGAGCAUAUGGAUCCAUGAUGAGGAAAUAUGGCCUCGGAGCUGACAAUGUUGUCGAUGCACGAAUAGUUGAUGCAAGCGACGAUGAGAAAAUCUUAAAGCCUCGACCCACUGACACUAUCAAUAUUCAAACUCUCAAACGCAUGAAAAUCUAUAAAAUUCAAGGACAAUGGGUGGCUAAUACUAAAGGCUUUGACCUCGCCUCGGGACAUUUGACACUUACAUUCGAGGAGGAAAAGGAAGACGACGACAAUCCAUUACCUACACAUCCUCCUCACCCUCUGACAUCCAGUGGUCCAUCAUCUUCUUUAUGUGGAUUCACCUUUACUGAGGAUCAGUAUAAUCUUCUCAAUGGGCAACUCGGCUCACUCACGUCUUCAGUUGAUGGGCUUAGUGGUCUUCUUCAUCAUGUUCAGUCAAAGCUGGCCAUAAUACAGGCUCAGUAG